Molecule: messenger RNA, 972 nt
Organism: Elaeis guineensis (African oil palm)
Lineage: Eukaryota; Viridiplantae; Streptophyta; Magnoliopsida; Arecales; Arecaceae
Source: RefSeq, a predicted model, not a curated record
AUCUGGAAGAAGGAAAGCACCAAGAGAGAUUGAAGGGGGACGACCGACGUCGAUGAGGACGUCCAUGAGGGAGAAGGCGAUGGUAGAGACUGGUGGGAGGUGGGUGUUUGCAAGAGGGAAGACGAUAGUGAAGACCGAUGGGAGACAGGUGUAUAUCCAUAAGGGGUAGACUGAUGCUAGUGAGGGCAUCCAUGAGGGGGGAGGUAAUGGUGGAGAGCAGCGGGAGGCAGUCAUCCGCGAGGGAAAAGGCGACGGGAAAGACCGACGGGAGGUGGGUGUCCGCAAGGGGGAAGGCCGACGCAGGUGAGGGCAUUUGCGAGGGAGAAGGCGACGAUGGAGACCGACAAGAGGUGAGUGUCCGCGAGGGGGAAGAUGACAGUGGAGAUCACCGGAAAGCGGGAUCAGUGAAGGGGAAGGCGACGGCAGAGACCGAUGGGAGGUGGGCAUCGGCAAGGGGGAAGGCCGAUACCGGUGAGGGCAUCCAUGAGGGGGAAUGUGAUUGCGGAGACUGAUGGGUGGUGAGUAUCCGUGAAGGGGAAGGCCGAUGCUGAUGAGGGCAUCUAUGAGGGGGAAGGCAACGACGGAAACCGAACAAAUCUCAGAAUAUAUACACGGUGGAUAGCGUGCAAUCAGGAAUCAAUGAAGUAUAAGGAUAACAUGACGUGUUAUCCAUCGUGGGAUUUUAUAUAGUCCAAUUGCACUUGAUGAUUCAGAAAAAAAAAAAAAAGAGAAAAAGUCAAGUAUGAAUUGAGGGUAUUUUAGUUAUUUUAUUUUUUUUGUUAAUGCUAUUAGACUGGAGACAGGUGGCUGAAAUUUUUUGUAAUAUUUUUAAAAUUUUGAUGGAUGUCUGAAAUUUUUUUUUUAAGACCUAAGUACAAGAUGGUCAAAUUUUAAAGAAUGUUUCUAUAAUUUUUUUAAAAUAUAUUAGAGAGGAAAGAAAAAGGAAAAGAACCUCUCAUGGAUCUGGGUUGU